GAGAUCAUGUCGCUUCAAUGUUCACCAUACACUCCGCUUCACAAAGCUUGAGUUUCAGCAUUUCGCCUAGUAGCAGUUUCUAUGGAUUGCAAAAGUCUAAUACGUAGGUAUGUUCUUGUAGCUCAGCCCUCAAAAUGGGCCCAGCCAGGUCACCGAGUCGUUGUUCAGUCUCCGGUGCUAAACAUUGCAAACGAGUCACUCAUACCGGUGAGACGAUUCGAAGGCAAAGAUGAGAAUUCGGUUUGUUUCAUGCCCGUACAAGAUAUCGAAAAGGAUGGGAGUAUUGCCUACAAAAACUUAGGGAUUGCUAUGGAGGCCACCCAGAUGGAUGCUCAUGGCAUGGCAUGGAUUCAAAGCGACUCUGAAUUCGACUACCAACCUGGUGACCGAUUUUGGCUGUUCAUUACUGCCAAAGGAGACGACUACGAAAAUAAUGUUCCUGUCAUCAACCUACGAACUAUGGAAACAGGAUCAGUACCUAUUUCUCAUGUAUGUUGGUUUCCAAAGAUGCGCGGACCCGGCAAUGAAGUAUGGACAUUCGGGGGCAACAUCAGAAAGCUCAAGCUCCAUGGCAGAAAUAAUUUUACUCUCUGGAUUUGGGGCAUAUGCCAAUAUUUGGACGGCCAGCCAGCAACGACUAGAUAUAUUCAAGUACCCGAAAAGAAUGUCGACACUGAUGAACAACAGUGGUUGAAAUCCUCCAACGCUGAGUCUCUAUUUUCUCACAUCUAUAAGAGCAUGACAAAAGAUUGUCAGCAGAUAAUUUCCCCAGUGCUGUCUCCGCUUCGAGCAACAAAUUGCAGUAUUUUACCAAAAGGCUUACACACACCACCAAUUUCGCCAUGUAUGGGCCAUCCCCGGCCAUUGAAUGAAGAUACCAAUUUUACACCAAGGCUAGCAUCUACAGAGUUGAAUUCUGCCUGGAAAAAUAUCAUGAAUCUCGCGUCUAAAGGAACACCAAGGCCCAUUCGGAGUAGUCUCAUACACCCGCAGAGAAUCUUAUCCUCACCUGAUCGCAGGAAAUUUCGUCGAACGGACGUUAAUGAUAGUCGGAGUGGUUUGGGUCAUUUCGACAGCACUGCUAGAUCAUCCAACAGGUCUCCUUCUUUAACCAUGGAGAAUAGUAACUUUCGUGUUCCCAACGAUGAUUUAAUGGAAUUAUUGGCAGAUCGAGAUGGAGGAGGUAUACGUUGCGCAUUACGCCUCCUGGAUUGGACUCGAAAGCAGGUCGAAGAGAGUCGAGCGAAAGACGCAGAUCAUGCGAGACUUUCGGCCGCACACCCACUUCUUAGGAGCAACCCUACAAUAUUGUUCGAGAGAUACCAGACGAAGAGAAACCUAUCAGCUAUCACAGAAUUGUGCGAUCGUGGGAAGGACGAUUGCGAAUGGUCACUCCGUUUUACUUCGAAGCAUCAUCAUCCCGACCAAAAGAAAUGCACCAUAACGAAGAAAAUUCGGGAGCACGAGCAUUGCAUCUCAUCAUUACGGCCACUUCCCAGCAGGGCAGGUCCCUGUCUUCUUAUUGAAGGCGCACAGGAGCAUCAAUGUUGCACUUGGGAUGAUAAAGACACGAAAGACUUGUCGGUUGCCGUGAAAGAAUUCGAUAAUGUGAAAAUUAUGGAAGCUAAAGACAAUUGCACGCUUAGUGAUGAAAAGGGCAUUGAAAUUCCAGAUCAAUUCAUCGAUGAGAGCAAGAAGAUCAAGGAAGAGAAAUGGAUUCCUCCACAUUUAUUUGAAGAACUAUAUGAUGGGGAAGGGAAAUGGUUGCGAGAUGAGCUUGAUAAAGGAAAUUUCCAUGACGAAAUUCUUGAAUUAGAGAAGAUGCAGGAUGGUGAACAGGAUCAAGGUCAAAAUCAGGAGGAGCAGCAUCCCGAGAAUUGUCUUAGCUACAUGUGAUGGUUACUAAAUUCUAAAUAAGUAUUAGCUUGCAAAUAAAUACGAUAUCGAUACCCCAUCAUACAGACUCAUCAUCAUCAACCAGCACAGGAGCUUGUAUAUUUCUUCAGAUAUUGGAAUAGUCUGUUGUAUCAAUACUCAAAUCUAAACCAUUAUAGUUCCUAAAUUCCCAUUUCCA
Molecule: messenger RNA, 2074 nt
Organism: Botrytis cinerea B05.10
Lineage: Eukaryota; Fungi; Ascomycota; Leotiomycetes; Helotiales; Sclerotiniaceae
Exons: 1
Coding region: 82-1896 (604 amino acids)
Source: RefSeq, a predicted model, not a curated record